AUGAACAUGCUGGUUCACGACUUGGGUUUCUCUCAUCGAGCCUGCGACCGGUGCCAUGGCCAAAAGUUGCGCUGUCGACGAGAGAAUAAUAGCGACACUUGUGUGCGCUGUGCUAGGGCAGGCGUGCGGUGCACUCCACGGCCCAUGAGGCUGCGGUCUCGAGCACAAUCCGCCAAGAGUACCCAGCAACAGCAGUCCCAACCUCAUGCCAAUGGUGAUAGCACACGACAGCAUCAUGUCAAUCAAGAACAAGGCCCGAAUGAUACGAACGACGAGCAUUCAGACCACUUCGACUAUCUGCCGACGAGCCUGCUGGACAUGCCGACUGACUUGAAUCUUGGUGGAAUGGAUUCCUCCUCGUUACAAGCCGAUAUCCAUCCUGCACUGACGGCUCCGUAUGGACCCGGAGGCAGUCUCCACACGAGUCAAACGUCAGGUCCUCAAGCACCGUCUCAUCUGAGGACCGUUGAACAAGCGGGACAGACGCGCUGGAGUGACGCUCCCAAUCCAGAUACUUCUGACGACUUGUACGACUUCUCAUUACCCGCCACGAUGCGCUCCUCCUUCCCCACGACCUAUCACAGACAUCGCGGAUCUCUGUCUAGAAACAUGUCUCCUCAGCAGGCACACCAGCCAGGUCAAGAUGACAUGAUGGUGGACUUUGAUCAAACAGGAGGAAACUCGAAAGGCUCCGAUGGGAAAGAGUUACGUCCGGACUCGGGCUAUGGCAACGAGCUAUCUCCUUCCGAUCUACUGCGGUCACCUUAUGGGGACGCACCAGAUUCAGACUCGGAGCUGCGGGGCAAUCCACAAGACCAGGAGGAGCCGUCGAAUCCAUUCCCUGAAGUGCGUCGCUCAAAUAUGACGUCCUGGAUCCGUCGACUGUCGGACACCAAUCUGCAGCUUCACCAGCACAUGCAGUCAAUACCCGUGGUUGGUACCGGGCAAAGAACGCAGGGGAGUGGUUCAGGAAACUCUCUGAGCCCUAUGGAACUUCCCGUGGAUUCCACGUUUAAAUUAUCAAGCCAAUACACAGGGCUCUUGACUAGCAUCUGCGCUCGACUGGAGUCAUGCAGAUCAUGCAAUGAUUCUGAGACGCUAGCACAACUCGCAUUGGAUCAACCAUCACAGUUGCUUGUUCUGUCUAGCUACAUGUGCCUCCUUGCAUCCUACGACAAGAUCCUACGGCACAUCGAGGCGUGGCUAGAAGUGCGGCUGAAGAUGGGGGUCCGAGGGAACGCCACCACUCUGGAUGACGACGAGAGCAGCUUCUGCUUUCCGACCCAAUUGCCAAACCUGGCGGUUGGUUCCUUUGAGGUACCCAAGACCUCGUCGAUCCAGUCCCUCGUGCUGACGUGCAUCAUGGAGACCAACGUGAUGCAUAUGCAUUCCUUGAUUAGCGAGAUUAUGCGACCUAUAUCUAAUCCUGUCGCCGGACCUGCGUCAAAGUCUGCUGCCUCGGGCCCUCCGGCCGCAGAGAAGCGCCCCAUGAAUGGGGUUGCGGAUGCCGGUGAUGGACUUUCGACUGUAGCAAAGGUGACCUUGCAGGCGAUUGAAGCCAAUGAGGAUUCCACACUACAGCUUGUGCACACUGUUUCGAAAUUAGCUCUUCAGCGUGUUAUGCUCUGA
Messenger RNA from Aspergillus novofumigatus IBT 16806, 1629 nucleotides. It is a transcript of the gene fumR, whose product is annotated as Zn(II)2Cys6 domain-containing transcription factor fumR. Gene Ontology annotation, biological process: regulation of DNA-templated transcription. The record is from RefSeq and is a predicted model, not a curated record. The coding region runs from base 1 to 1629 and encodes 542 amino acids. Lineage: Eukaryota; Fungi; Ascomycota; Eurotiomycetes; Eurotiales; Aspergillaceae. The transcript is spliced from 2 exons. Gene Ontology annotation, molecular function: zinc ion binding; DNA-binding transcription factor activity, RNA polymerase II-specific.